AUGACGGGCAUUGACGGUGACGGGUUAGUUUUGGAGGAUGCAGAUGCAACCGGAUCUCCUCUCAGUGGUGAGCCUUUCUAUUCCACCACUGGAGCAACAGCAAAUGAGGCAGCAGGUGCAGCUGCUCCAAAACUGGUGGCUCCUGGAAGUGGCGGUUCGUUGAAAAGGAUGACAAGGGUUGAAGAGCUGCAGGAGAUGGACAUGGACAUCAAGGAAGUUCCAGGGAAUUGCUCCACGGCCACCAGCCGAAAGAGCCCGACCACACAGGCCUGUUGCAAGGAGGCAGUUGAGCGAUUGUCAGUCACUGGACAGAUGAGGCAGGAGUAUCUUCGCCACCAGCGCUUGACUUCACACCUUGAACAGUGGUGGCGGCAUUUGUCACCCACGAUCAGAAGGAGCUUCGAGGCACGUCAGGCGGAUUGGGCAGCCGGGCGCCAGUGGAGCGGUGUGGCAGUGCUGCUCACCGGCCAGGUGCGUGAUGGGACCAAACAAUAUGUGGCGCAGAACAUCCGCAGGAAUGUCUUCAAGGAGUUGGCUGGUGCAUCCACCAUGUACCACAUCUUCGCGGUCUUGGAGUACACCAGGUUCGGCUUCAGCUGGCGGGGCAGCAAAAAUGAAACGCGGGACUUUGAGGACAAGGACGUGCGACAGAUGCUGGAGGUGUACGGAGGCAACUACACACUCGUGGAAUGGGGAGCCGCUGAGAAGGCCGCGGCCUAUCGGGACCUCCGAGCCAAGUGCCUGGUGAACCACAAACUCCGUCGUGUUUAUGCUUUGCCCUUGCAGUACAUGAAGAUCAAGGCCGCACUGCAGCUCAUGAGGGCCUAUGAGGAUGAAUUCGAUAUGCACUUCGCCCUUGUGGUGAGGAUUCGCCCUGACGUCACGUACGCAAGCUCCUUGGGGCGGCUUCUCAAGAGCAGAUUGGACGCUGCCAGAGCACCAGUGAACGCUUCCGUUCCCAACAUUUGCGGCUCCAUCGGUGGCGGCUUGGGGGAUGCCUUCCUGCUGGCGGACCGUGCGAGUGCUGAUGCCCUGGGCCAGGUGGCGGCCUUUGUGCAGAGCUGCCCGGUGGACGAUCAUUGCCAGUCAUGGGCGGUGACGAAGGAAGCAUGCUUGAAAGUGCCAAACCUAGCCAGUGGCAGCGCAGGGAUGCAGGACGAGGUCUGUACGCAUGCGUGGGUUCCUUCGCUGCUCCGGCAGGGCGUUCCGACCACAAACUGUGGAAUCAGUGGGAUGCUGGGCUCUGGAAAACCGUAG
Molecule: messenger RNA, 1257 nt
Organism: Durusdinium trenchii
Lineage: Eukaryota; Dinophyceae; Suessiales; Symbiodiniaceae
Source: the annotation of a GenBank genome assembly